Messenger RNA from Paramecium tetraurelia, 4590 nucleotides. RefSeq lists its product as uncharacterized. The record is from RefSeq and is a predicted model, not a curated record. The transcript has 4 exons. NCBI's taxonomy places the organism in Eukaryota, Ciliophora, Oligohymenophorea, Peniculida, Parameciidae.
AUGCCUUAUGGGCCUCUAUUAUAUCCGACGAUUCCUCGAAUAGAACUUGACUUAGAUGAGCCUGAUCAGGUUGUGUAACAUUAAUAAAGUAUGGGUUACGGUGUUUGGACAAAAUAUCAACCUUUUGCAUAGAUUUUAGACUUGAGAAACAGAGACUAGUAAAUAGAUGCUACUUUAAAUAAAUUAAAUAUGAUUUAAGGAGGUUAGUUCAUAUAUUCUAUGAAACAAAAGGAGAACAGCUUUUAACUUUUAGUUGUUUCAUUAGUGGUUGAUUAAUUUGAAUAAAAAUUUCAAUACAGUAUCUACUAUUCCUUCUCUUAAUCAUCCGAUUUGAUUCAAUUCAACACAAACACAAUAAUAGAAGGGUUAUGGAUUCUGUUUUAUGCUUAUUAUGAUAUGCCAUCAAAAGAAACAACAUUUGGACUUUACAAUGUUUAGGAACCAUUACAAACAUAAUAAAUAUAGGAUGUACCUAUAUUUGUGAGUAAAAUUAGACACAACAUUGGUGGGAUCUAUUAAUACAAAAACAAGAAUGGCAUUCUAGUGUAAUUAAAGUAAUUCAUAGGGUAGAUGUCAAAUUUGUUUACAUCAGAUAAUUAGAACAUUCUUUUAAAUUUAGAAUGGUGCGUUAAUCAAUUUAUUAAUUACGAAAUUUGCGAGAAUUAAGAUUAUAAUAUAAGCGAGAAAAAUUAGCAUAUGAAUGGCUUUGAAUUAAUACAGAUGUCAACACAGCCUCUUAAUUUGCCAAUCUAUUUAAUCCAAGGGUGGAUAAAGCUUGACCUACCAGAUGUAAAUUUUCUAGAAACCAUAGUAUUGAGAAUAACCAUUAAUUACAAUUAUAGUGAUGACUCUUAUAUAGGAGACAGGGAUGUUCUAUUGAAAUACUUCCAAAGUAGUAUUCCUGGGGAAAAUGGCUUUGAAAUUUCUACCUACAGUUAUUCAUUUCCAAUAAAAUCAAGAUAUAAGACCUAAGAUGAUGAUAAAAUUUCUGAAUACGGUGAUUAGUAUUCUGCAAUGUUUGUUACAUGGCACUAUUUUUCAUAUGAAAUAGGAACAUUGAAUAAUGAUGGGUAACCAUUAUUUACCCUCUAUUUUCCUUCCAUUAGUUAACACUACAAAUACACCUGGAGCAAACAAAUUUAGCACUUUACAGGAGUAACUUACUACAUAUAUAUCGGAGGUGACAACUAUUCAAAUUCAUAUCUUCGUGGUUAUGUUAGUGAUAUAAUACUCUUUUAAUAUUGCUAGCCUUAAGCUUCUUUGGUUGUAGCAGGUUGUGAUUACUCAUGUCUAGAUUGUGAUGGUCCAACAUCUGUAAAUUGUCUGAGUUGCCAUGAAAAUAGUCAUAGAUAAUAUUCAAAAUCAGAAAACACUUGUAAUUGUCAUGAAGGAUAUGUGGAUGUUAACGGAGAAUAUGAAUGUGUCUCAGUAGCACUAACAUUUUCAUAACUUACGAAAUAAGAAAUUGAAUUGAAUUGCAAUUUAGAAGGUUACAUAAGAUGUGAAGGAUCAAAUGUUGAUUGUAACAAAGGAUAUUUCUUAUUUUAAAACUAAUGUAUUAAAUGUCCAGAGCAGAGCUCCUCAUUAAAAGAAGUUUAUGUCAGUUGUUUUGAUUGUAUUUCUAGUCCAAUUCAUUUUGGCUAAUCAUUGAAAUGUACUAUGGAUGCAAUAACGUUUCACUUUAACUCAUAAUACACAUAUGAGGUAGUCUAAAGGGAUGAGUACCAAGUGAGUUUUUAUGAAAUGCAAAUUUAGGAUGACAAAACAUUUAUAACUAAAUUAUGUGUUGGAUGUAUUGGGAAUUAAUUAUGUAAACCAGGGUACUAUUUUACAGGAGAAAAUUGUUUCAUUUGUUUAAAUUCGAAUUCAUGUGAAAGAUGUUAAAUUGGUUAUUAUCUAGGUAUAUAAAAUCAAUGUAUAAAAUGUCCUAAUUGUAAAGAGUGCUUUUUAUUUGAUAAUUUAUUAUGGUGUAGUACUUGCGAAGAUGGCUAAAUAUUAUAAUACAAUGAAUGUGUAUCAUGUGGUUAAAAUUGCAAUAGUUGCGAUGAAUAAGGAUAUUGCAACUAUUGUAAUGGAGACCCUUCAAAAUAUUACUUAACUUUAGAUGGAAAAAAUUGCAGAGAAUGCAAUAUUGAAAAUUGCAUUUAUUGUUUUGAAUACGUGAUUAUUUCUGGACAAUAUUCUACCACAUUAGAUAUGAAUUUCGAUAUAUUUAAUUUUACCACAAAUUAAGUUACUACUGCUUGUGCUCUUUGCAAAAAACACUAUCACUAUAAUCAAGGAACGAAACAAUGUGAAUUAAAGUCAAAUGACGAUGAUUGUGAAUUUGCACUUAUUUUAGCUUCAACUGCUGAAUAGGUAUGUAUAAUCAGUCUUAAAAACGAUGAUGCUGUUUAAGUUACUUCAUGUUCUUCCCUUCAACAUUGCAAGUAAUGCAUUCAUCAAUACAUUGCGAACGAAUCGUACUGCAUUUAAUGUGAAGAUGGUUACUACUCUGGAGUACUGACUGGACAAUGUCAAUUGUGUAAUAAUAAUUGCAAGACUUGUCUAUAAUAGAAUAGCAUUUAUAAAGACUAUUGGAAAUGGAGUGUAAAAGCAUUCUAUAAAUAAUUCAUUAAUGUUAACAGUGAGAAUUCCUUUGAAGAUUAAGGAUAGGCUAGGGCUUAGUCUGAUCUAGAGAUUAUUUGCACAUCCUGCCAAUUAUCUUACAUUCUUUAUGAAUAAAAAUGCAUUAAGGGAUGUGAAUAGAACUGUAAAUAAUGCGAAAUUAUUGAUGGAAAAGCUACAUGCAUUUAAUGUUAAGAAACUGACUUUGGAUUUCUCAAAAGCAAAGACAUAAAUGGAACAUGUCUUUAGUGUCCUUCCAAUUGCAUUGCCUGCUUGGAAAGAAACCAAGAGGAAAUAUUAGAUAUCAACCCACAUUACAUUUAGAAUGACAAUAACGCAUAAUAUUCCAGAAAAUGUUAUGAAAAAGCAAAAAAGGAGGGCAAGUAUUAUUUUGAUUUCUUAACCUAAACAAUAACAGUUUGUACAAACUACCUACAUUGUUAUACUAAAUAUAUAGUUUAGUAGAAUGUAUUUUGUGAUUUCAUUUAAUACAAACAGCUGCUUGAUGAUAAUAACAAUGAUUAAUUUAAACAAAAGAACAUUUUUUUAGGCGAAUUUUACUAUUCUGAUUAUCUUAAUUCUUUUGAAUCUCAUUUGCUUUAUAAGUAUUUAAACGAAGCUCAAGCAAGAUAUGUGGAAUUCUAAUUUACUAUAAUGUAGGGAAAUCAAACGGAAUGCAUCAUCGAAGCAGAUAUACAAUUUUAUUCACUUUUAUAAUAAAACAUAUUUACAUUAUAAUAGGUUGACAUAACAUUUUAAGGAGGAACUACCCCUACUAUAUUAUCUAUAUUCCAUUAAAUAUCCUUAAGCAAUUAUACUUAGGUUACUUUUAAGAAUAUUCAUUUUAAUUUUGAUAUGUAUCAGUCUCCGUUUUUCAUAACUUUGUUUAACUUAAAGUAUGAAUUGACAUUGGCCUUUGAAACUUGUAUUUUUUCUAUGCCAUAAAGAUCUUCAUGGAACCGUUCUUUAGCAAUAAGAUCUAACAUCCCUUAUGUUCUUUUAUUAGAGAAUUUUACAAUUCAAGACUUUUAUGUUUAAUCAUCUGAGAUAUUUACUUUUCUAUCUUUGGAACAUACUCUUACAAAUUCAAUUUAGGUAAACAACUUGUAAAUUAAAGACUCCUUUUUUUAUAAUUCAACUAUUUUUAAAUUUCAGGCUAAUCAUAGUAACUUGCCUUACAAAUCACGUUUUAAUUUGAUAUCAAUAACGGAUACAAUAUUUCUCUCUUCUAACUUAAUUAUGAGUUAAGGGCUCUUACAUUACACUACUGGAUCAUUAUUAAUAAAGUAAAUUUACAUUUCAAAUGUGCAAAUUAUUGAAAAUUCCUCUUUUUUCCUUAUUUCCCACUUAUCAUCACUGUAGAUUAUUAAUUUAACUUUAUUUAAUUCAUCAAUAGUCUAAAACUCAAAUUUUAUUUCAUCUAAUAUCAUAAAUCUCAAGGAUGGUUUAAUCAACAAUACUUAAAUUAAGAAUAGUAGCUUAAUAAAUAAUCUAGUUGAAUAUUCAAAAUCAGAAUUAGCCUUGUAGUCUAGUUCUAAAGCUUAUAUAGAAAAUAUUCACAUUUUAAACACUCAAUAUGAUGAUCAACAACAAGUAAUAAAAAUAAUAAAAUAUGUUGAAAUAGCUUAAUUAUAAUUAAAUUUAGUUGGGUUUUCUUUUUUGGAUGGUCAACUAACAUCUGAAAUAUUAUAAUAAGAAAUUUCUUACUAUUCCUCUAUUAUGUAUUUUGAGUGUUAACUGUGUUACUUAGAAGGUAUAUAAUUAUUGAGAGCACAUGGAUUGCCUGAGAUGACUUUGCUAUAUUCAGAGUUUUUGGAUAUUAAAAAUUUCAGUGUCUCUUCAAAUUAAAUGUACCUGACUAAAUCUUUGCAUAGUUCAUACGAAUGCACUGAGAAGUUUUCUUACAAAAAUAUGCAUUUUUUCUUAUACAUAGGGUUCUACUAAAUUGUCAAUAUCAAUUCCUUAAUGGUUCAGAUAGCUUGA